Messenger RNA from Strongyloides ratti, 561 nucleotides. RefSeq names its product 7TM GPCR, serpentine receptor class g (Srg) family-containing protein. The transcript has a single exon. The record is from RefSeq and is a predicted model, not a curated record. Gene Ontology annotation, molecular function: transmembrane signaling receptor activity. Gene Ontology annotation, cellular component: membrane. Bases 1 to 561 code for a protein of 186 amino acids. Lineage: Eukaryota; Metazoa; Nematoda; Chromadorea; Rhabditida; Strongyloididae. Gene Ontology annotation, biological process: sensory perception of chemical stimulus.
AUGAUAUGGCCAUUAUUUAUUGUAAUACCUAUAUUUAUAAAAUAUUAUUCAAUAAAAGUUCAAUAUAUAAAAGAUUAUACUGGAAGGCAAUCAGUUAUUAUUAUUAAUGAAUAUGAUAAUAAUAUUUUAUGGCAGAUUACUUCAUAUAUUCAUUGUAUAACAUUAACAAUAAAUGGUAUUAUGACUAUUAUUUUAAUUCGUUUAUUAAAAAUAGAAUUAAAAAAAAUUAUUGAUACUAAUAAUUGUUAUAAAGUUGAUAUAUCAAUGACAAAAUAUGCCAUUAUAUACUUUAUAUUAUUUGGUUUUGUUGUUAUUGUAGAAAUACCAAUGACAAUUGCAUCAAAUUUAGAAUUUUAUGAUAUUGCUAAUGAUUUAUUAACAUUAACUGUUUUAUGUCAAAGUUUAAUUGUAUUUUAUCCUUCAUAUGGAUUACUUAUUCUAUGUAAAGAUAUUAGAAUAACAUUCUUUGAAUUUAUUGGUUUAAAAAAAAAUGAUACUAUAUCUCAUAUAUUACAUCAAAAAAAGAAUACAUCUAGAAAAAGAAGUCAACUUGUUAAAUAA